Molecule: messenger RNA, 1518 nt
Organism: Procambarus clarkii (red swamp crayfish)
Lineage: Eukaryota; Metazoa; Arthropoda; Malacostraca; Decapoda; Cambaridae
Source: RefSeq, a predicted model, not a curated record
AUGUUUUUGGGUGCUACUAACCAACAAUCAACGAAAAAAAGUGUUGGGGCUAGUGAUGGGACAGAUAAAGAUCUUUGGGCUAGUGAUGGGGCAGAUGAAGAUCUUGGUGUUAGUGAUGGGGCAGAUGAAGAUCUUUGGGCUUAUGAUGGGGCAGAUGAAGAUCUUUGGGCUUAUGAUGGGGCAGAUGAAAAUCUUGGGGCUAGUGAUGGGGCAGAUGAAGAUCUUUGGGCUAGUGAUGGGGCAGAUGAAGAUCUUUGGGCUAGUGAUGGGGCAGAUGAAGAUCUUUGGGCUAGUGAUGGGGCAGAUGAAGAUCUUUGGGCUAGUGAUGGGGCAGAUGAAGAUCUUUGGGCUAGUGAUGGGGCAGAUGAAGAUCUUUGGGCUAGUGAUGGGGCAGAUGAAGAUCUUUGGGCUUAUGAUGGGGCAGAUGAAGAUCUUUGGGCUUAUGAUGGGGCAGAUGAAGAUCUUUGGGCUAGUGAUGGGGCAGAUGAAGAUCUUUGGGCUAGUGAUGGGGCAGAUGAAGAUCUUUGGGCUAGUGAUGGGGCAGAUGAAGAUCUUUGGGCUAGUGAUGGGGCAGAUGAAGAUCUUUGGGCUAGUGAUGGGGCAGAUGAAGAUCUUUGGGCUAGUGAUGGGGCAGAUGAAGAUCUUUGGGCUAGUGAUGGGGCAGAUGAAGAUCUUCGGUCUUGUGAUGGGGCAGAUGAAGAUCUUCGGUCUUGUGAUGGGGCAGAUGAAGGUCUUCGGUCUUGUGAUGGGGCAGAUGAAGAUCUUCGGUCUUGUGAUGGGGCAGAUGAAGAUCUUCGGUCUUGUGAUGGGGCAGAUGAAGAUCUUCGGUCUUGUGAUGGGGCAGAUGAAGAUCUUCGGUCUUGUGAUGGGGCAGAUGAAGAUCUUCGGUCUUGUGAUGGGGCAGAUGAAGAUCUUCGGUCUUGUGAUGGGGCAGAUGAAGAUCUUCGGUCUUGUGAUGGGGCAGAUGAAGAUCUUCGGUCUUGUGAUGGGGCAGAUGAAGAUCUUCGGUCGUGUGAUGGGGCAGAUGAAGAUCUUCGGUCUUGUGAUGGGGCAGAUGAAGAUCUUCGGUCUUGUGAUGGGGCAGAUGAAGAUCUUGGGUCUAGUGAUGGGGCAGAUGAAGAUCAUGGGUCUAGUGAUGGGGCAGAUGAAGAUCUUGGGUCUAGUGAUGGAGCAGAUGAAGAUCUUGGGUCUAGUGAUGGAGCAGAUGAAGAUCUUGGGUCUAGUGAUGGAGCAGAUGAAGAUCUUGGGUCUAGUGAUGGAGCAGAUGAAGAUCUUGGGUCUAGUGAUGGAGCAGAUGAAGAUCUUGGGUCUAGUGAUGGAGCAGAUGAAGAUCUUGGGUCUAGUGAUGGAGCAGAUGAAGAUCUUGGGUCUAGUGAUGGAGCAGGGGAGGUUCGUGGUUGUGGUGGUGUUGCAGGUAAGGAUCUGGGGCAUAGUGAGGGGACAUGUGAGGGGCUGGGAUUCCGAAAGAAGACCCUAGGCUGCAGUGAUGGGGUUGGCGAGGGGUUGGGCUACAAUUGA